GUGAAUGUGUGUAGGACGCUGGUGUAGAAACUGUCCGCCCCGGAGGAACUGAAACAAACUCGCACUGAUUUAGCAGCUGAGCUGAGCUGAGCUGAGCUUCUCUACAGCAGGUCGUGUUUUGGGCAUGGCGAAAGCAAAGCAGGAUGCCUUCGACAGAGCCAGACUGCAGGUGAUUAAGGACGGCUAUGAACGGGGAUUUCAGUGCAUUAACAAAGCUCUAUCUGAGGAUGAGGCUGGACGCAAGACGCAGGCUUUGGAGCUUUACCGUCAGGGACGUCAGCACCUUCUCCGAGCGCUCAGCGUGCCCACGAGAGGAGACCAGUGCGUUGGAGCUCAGUGGGAUUCAGCCCGGGAAAUGCAGCAGAAGAUGCAGGAGACCCUGAACAACAUCAUGUCUCGAUUAACAGUGUUGGAGAACAGCGUGGAUCCCUCAGCUCCUCCUUCUGUCCCGAGCAGACCAGGGGACGAGGCAUCUUCUCAGAACCUGUACCCCACACUCCCUACGAGACCAGCACCACCCACAGUGCUGUUCUCCGACGGCCAACCUGCAGGAACCGAACAACCACCUGCGUACUCCCCGCAGGCUGCUGAUGGACACGUCAGCAUUUCAUACGGAACAGCUGCAGGAGAGCUGUCUUUAGUCGGGGAUGAGUUCUACAGCCACACGUCCAGCUCUAAUACCUCGCCACAGUUCCUGGGGGAAGACGGAGAGGAGCUGUGUUUCCUGCCCAACGGUGUCCAGAUCUUCUUCGUGACUCCUGAAGGACACGUGAGCGCACCCUCUUACCCAGGAUACCUGCGUAUCGUGAAGUUCACCAACGUCCGUUCUGAAACGACGCCCACCAGGCCACCCGCCUUCCUACAGGUGUGUGAUUGGCUCUACCCCCUCAUGGCCACUGACUCUCCAGUCCUGCUGUGUAACACCGGCGUCUACAUGUUCCCUGAUUUGAUGGCUCCAUCUCCAGGCUACUACGUGGGUGUGGUGCUGUCCUCUGAACUGCCCCUGUCAGACCGCGACGUCUUCCGGGAUGUCCUGUCCCAACUGACGGACCUGAGAGUCCAGCCAUCCGAUGAAGCAGCAGACACGAUUAACCUGCCUCAGAAGGUGCCCAUAGAGCCAGCGGUGCCUGAGGUGGCGCCCCCUGCUGAAGAGGACAAAGCACUACCAGAGUGGAGCGAGAAAGUGGCUCACGGGAUUCUUACAGGAGCUUCCUGGCUGAGCUGGGGAUUAACGAAGGGAGCCGAAUACACAGGGAAGGCCAUCCAGAAAGGAGCCUCCAAACUGAGGGAACACAUCACACCCGAAGACAAGCCCACCCAAGUCAGCCCUACGGUCACUAAAAGCCUCCAAGUAGCCAAGCAAGCCACAGGAGGAGCUGUGAAAGUCAGCCAGUUUCUGGUGGAUGGACUGUGCACCAUCGCUGGUCACUUGGGCAGAGAGCUAGCCCCUCAUGUAAAGAAACACGGAGCGAAACUGAUCCCAGAGUCCAUGAAGAAAGACAAGGAGGGACGAUCCACUCUCGAUGGAGCCAUGGUGGUCGCUGCAAGUGGAGUUCAGGGAUUUGCCACGAUGUGGAUAGGCCUGGAAACCGCAGCCAAGAACAUCGCCAAGAGCGUCGCCACUGAGACGGUCACCACCGUCAAGCAUAAGUAUGGGGCUGAAGCAGGGCAGGCUACAGACCACGCCGUCAACUCCGCCAUUAACGUGGGCCUCACCGCGUUCAACAUGGACAACCUGGGCAUCAAGGCCAUGGUGAAAAAGACGGGUAAAGAAACAGCACAUGCCAUUCUGAAAGACUACAGGGUAAUGGACACGGCGGCGGCGACGGACGAACAAGAAGAGAAACCCAAAGAGCGGAAAUAGACUGAUGGAUUGUAUUGUAACGGUCAGGGUUCUGCUUUAGAGAUCCGUUUUAUAUGGAAAAUAAAAAACUGUCAUGCUGUGUUCUGAGUAUAUACAGGUUUACCAUCAGGGUGGACAGACCUGCUUUAGAUUAUUUCCAAAAAUUAACCUCUAACUCUUCUCACUGUUUCAUUAUUUACCGACAUGCUGCCUAUAAAUUACAGUUCAGGUCUAUUUUUAUACUGAUCAACUCUUUCUAAGAAUCCUAACAACAGGUUUUGAAGAAGUUCUCCAUUGUGGCCUUAUUCUCUGCUCGCUGCGAAAGUCUAAUAGAUAGUGAUCGUUCUACUGUAGUUUAAUUCAGAACAAUGGUACUUUGACUUUUAUUUGUCAGUCACGACAUCGAUACGACCAAAUCGGAACGCAGAACAAGUACGGAUUCACAAUCCAUCACUUUGCUUCACGUCAGGAAGCGGAAAACUCUGACUGACUAACGUUUGAACAAAUUGGGAUUUAACUAAUCCUAAUCCUGUCCGACUAGUUGAAAUCAAACAUUUAUUUAACACACUAGUUCUUUCAGUCAAAUCUAUUUCAGUCCAUCAUUUGUUAAGAACCUUUUUGCCAGGACUACUUCAGCGAGGUUAUUCAUCGAAGAUGAAUAAUAAAAGGAAGGAGUCGCCAGUGCAAGUGAUUUGUAACAGAUUUGUCAGUUAAAACUCUACGUUUUCUCCCACAGCACAGUUUACAGGUUUAUCAGUAGCGUGAUUUUUUUUUCCCCUCCUCCUCUCUGUCAUAUUAACAUCAAAAAAGCUGGCUGUGUGGAAUAACUGUGUUUAUAGCUGCUAUAACAGGAAGGAACUUGUUUCAUGGACAUUCCAUAGCUUUAAACAUAACGCAGCUAUAAACGGAUAAAAAUACUGCCCUCCUUUAAUUUAUUAAACACCGUAAUCGUCAAGUUUUUGUGGUGUAAGAGGAUUGAAAACACUUUUUCUAUAAACGCACACCUUGAUUGUGUAGUUUUGUAACUUUUUGACUUGACGCGUUACAUCUUCACCCUUAAAAACUAUCAUUCAUUUUAAUUAAAUUAAUAAUUUUAAUAAAAAAACAAAACGUCAUUUUUAAAUGAAUUUCAGGACUAAUGGGCGAUUCUCAUGAAGCUGCAGUGAACAUGUCCAGGACGCAUUUUCCAAAAUCAAUACUUAAUUCACAUAAACUCUGAUAUUUUGUGUAAAGAAAAUAGGGAGCACUGUAUGGACAAAUGGUUUUCAUCAUCAUAUAAACUAACUUUUAUAUCAAUUAAACAAAAAAUCUAUGGAAAUUCUCAUUACCGUUAUGUGUCCGCAUCCCUUUUUUUAAUGUUCACUUUAAAUCAUAUAAAAAUUCCUAAUUAUAUAAAAAAUAAUAGUGUAAAGUUAUUUUAAAACAUCUAUAUUUAUGCAUAAUAUUAAUAUUUUUUGUGUUGACCAAAAAAAGGUACUUGAUUUUAAACAAAAUAAAUGUGUCCGCACCAAAUGUUUCUCAUUACCGUUUCAUGAUUUCACCCCCCUAUAAAAAGUACACCGUGCCUUUUAAAUUGAUCAGCUAUCCCAUGAUGCAUCACUUCAGAUACAAGAUUCAAAAUGGAGACAAGGUCAGUUGCUCACUCUUCUCUUACUUUGUGAUAUUUAUGUUAAUGUUGCUAAAUCUGUCCUCAGUUACACUGUCUAUUAUCAUUACCGUUAUGGUUUAAUACUCAUUACUUUAAAAAAUAAAAAAUAUAUAUAUUAUUUUAUGAUUAUUAUCACAAUAUAAGGCUUUAACAUGUGGCAAAGUUAUAGGAUGCUAGCAUGUGUCAGGUUAUUUGUGAAAUUAGCCAAGAGUAUCUCAUUACCGUUACUCAAUAUUCUCAUUACCAUUCACUGUGAGGGCAAUAAAUAAAUGUCAAAAAAUAUAUAAAGUAAUUGGCAUGGACUGUGCUGUUCAUUUAAUGGGAUAUUUUGUGGAAAUAUGAAAUAAAUUGUCAAAUGUUUUUAACUCAUGAUCUAGCUUCAUCAUUUACUGUAACGGUGAUGAGAAUUAUUCUGGAUCAUGUAAGCCUCAAAUAAGAAUAAAAUUCCAUUAAAAUAUUUUUCCGUUAAAAAAAUAUCAACAUAGUAAAGUUCACACUAUUUUAGGCUCUCAACUUGAAAAAAUACUGAAAUAAGGUGAAAAACUUUAUGUUAAUGUGAAGGUCUUCAUGAGAAUCACCCUAAUGUCCUGGUAGCAGCUACAUCUGCGUUCAUAAGGAAAAUUCUCAUCAAUUCUGUGUUGUAAAUGCAAACGAUGGUGAACUGGUGCUUGGGUAGAAUAUACAAAUUACAAAUUGGUGGGCGGAGUCUUGUUCCUAAUUAUUCAAAGUCGAAUCAAAGAUCGUGCUGAAAUUCUCACUCAUUCCAAAGUCGGAACAAUUUCAUAAACGGUGCAGAAAAUUAUGUGUGUGUGUGUGUGUGUGUGUUUCAGACAACUAAACAUACAAUUUGAUGAAUAAAGGCCAAAGUUAGUGAGUGAAAAACUCAAUGUUCAACUGGAAAUGGUUUCUAUAAACGUUCAUGUUCUGUGUCUAAAUUCUGCAUCGGACUGAUGAUAAAUGACAUAUGUCUAUUUUUAAAUGCUUUAUUGACAAAGAAAUACUAUUAUUCCAUCUCUUUUCAAGCUUUAACUCUGAUUCCAAGCACUUUACACUGUGAAGAAGAGGAAAAGAUGACCAGCAGAUCAGUUAGAUGAAGGACGAUCAAGUCCGAGAUGUGUAUAAUUGACUACUGAUAACUGAUAGAAAUAGUAUUGUUUAAAAGUUUAGAUAUUUCAGUAGAAGUCCUUUUGAGUUGAAGCUAAUAUUUGAAUGAUGCAUUGCUAUGCAGUUACUCGAGCGUUAGGAAGUGUGUGUGUGUGUGUGUCUUUGCUGCUGUUAUUUUAAUACGUUAAUUCCAAAUCAAGCUCGCAGGAAUGAGAGGUAGUGGUUUGAUUGACAGGUCGGUAGGUAGGUGAGCUUAAACUGGGCUGCUUUUGUGUAAACCAACAUUCUGACGUUAUUUCUACAAAUAAACUCAGUCCUAGUGUUCGGUACAAAGGGCUCUGGGUGGGUAAAACAAAUCAGCUCCUCAUAUUUUACACUGUAUAUGCAAAAUAAAGAGUGACAAACUGUUCAAUUGAAAUGUCUGUUGCAGGACAACAAUCUGAAACAAAAUCAGCAGGAAAAUAGUUUUUAAAAAAUAAAGUUACACUUUGACUCCUGAGCCAAUUUCAUUUUCUUUUUUUUUUUUUUCUUUUAAACUGUAUGAAAAAAAAAAUGUGACACAGGAUCAAGCAUAGCUUCAGACUGCAAUGGAAAACCACUUGUGUGUGUGUGUGUCUCUUCUGUUAAGCGCAUUCUUACUGUGUAAGCCUUAUGUGCAAGACUUGCAAAUAAAUAACAGUUAAAUAUUAAUAUAAUUAUCUGACACAAUAAACUGCUACUCAAACACAA
Molecule: messenger RNA, 5324 nt
Organism: Neoarius graeffei (lesser salmon catfish)
Lineage: Eukaryota; Metazoa; Chordata; Actinopteri; Siluriformes; Ariidae
Gene: spartb
Product: spartin b
Exons: 8
Coding region: 125-1864 (579 amino acids)
Biological process (GO): negative regulation of BMP signaling pathway; cell division
Cellular component (GO): plasma membrane
Source: RefSeq, a predicted model, not a curated record